Molecule: messenger RNA, 2340 nt
Organism: Calypte anna (Anna's hummingbird)
Lineage: Eukaryota; Metazoa; Chordata; Aves; Apodiformes; Trochilidae
Gene: PTPN2
Product: protein tyrosine phosphatase non-receptor type 2
Exons: 9
Coding region: 19-1437 (472 amino acids)
Biological process (GO): protein dephosphorylation
Molecular function (GO): protein tyrosine phosphatase activity
Source: RefSeq, a predicted model, not a curated record
GGCACCCCUUGCGAGCGUAUGUGUGCGCGCGGCGGCGGCGGCGGCAGCAGCAACGGGGCGGAGCGCGAGGGUCGCUCCCGUGUGGCAGGCAGCGCGCGAGGGGCUGGGAGGUCGCCGGCCUCGGGAAAGGCUCGCGCUCCGGCCGCCGCCGCCACCGCCAUCACCGCCGCCAUGUCCGCCAUCAUCGAGCAGGAGUUCCAGGAGAUCGAUGCCACUAACGACUGGCAGGCGCGUUAUCUGGAAAUUCGACAUAAAUCCAGUGACUACCCUCAUAGAGUUGCAAAAUAUCCAGAAAACAGAAACCGAAAUAGAUACAGGGAUGUUAGUCCAUAUGAUCAUAGUCGUGUAAAACUGCAGAACACCGAGAAUGACUACAUCAAUGCCAGCCUAGUGGUCAUAGAAGAAGCCCAGAGAUAUUAUAUUUUAACACAGGGUCCAUUACCUAAUACAUGUUGUCAUUUUUGGCUAAUGGUAUGGCAACAACAAACCAAAGCAGUUGUCAUGCUGAACAGAAUUGUUGAAAAGGACUCGGUGAAGUGUGCACAGUACUGGCCAACAAAAGAAGAGGAAGUUAUGACAUUCAGUGAAACAGGUUUCCGUGUGAGGCUAGUAUCUGAAGACAUCAAAUCGUAUUACACAGUACAUCUACUGCAAUUAGAAAAUAUCAACAGUGGUGAGUCCAGGACAAUCUUUCAUUUUCACUAUACCACAUGGCCAGACUUUGGAGUUCCUGAGUCCCCAGCUUCAUUCCUGAACUUCCUGUUUAAAGUCAGAGAGUCUGGGUCACUGAGUCCUGAACACGGACCCGCAGUAGUUCACUGCAGUGCAGGAAUAGGACGCUCCGGCACGUUUUCAUUAGUAGACACUUGUCUUGUUCUGAUGGAGAAAAAAGAUCCGUUUUCUGUAGAUAUUAAGAAGGUAUUACUGGAUAUGAGAAAAUAUCGAAUGGGACUUAUACAAACUCCUGAUCAACUAAGAUUUUCAUACAUGGCUGUAAUAGAAGGAGCAAAAUUUAUAAUGGGAGAUUCAACUAUACAGAAACGGUGGAAGGAGCUGUCUAAAGAGGACCAAGCGCCAAGUUCUGAGCAGUCUCCUCCACAUCCAACCAAAAUAACCACAGAGAAGUACAAUGGGAACAGCAUAGGCCUGGAGAACAAAGAUCAAAUGGAGAAAAAUAAUACUGACCUGUCCACUAAAGUUCAAGAUAUCACAGAUGAAAACAUUGAAAGUGCUGUCCGAAAACGAUUACGAGAGGAUAGAAAAGCUAACACAGCACAGAAGCUGCAGCAGAUGAAGCAGAAGCUAAAUGAGACUGAAAGAAAAAGAAAAAGGUGGUUAUAUUGGAAACCUAUUCUCACUAAGAUUGGGUUUGGGACACUGAUUUUAGUUGGCGCUUUUUCUUGCUGGAAAAUAUAUUUUCAAGAACAUUCCUUGUAAGUAGAUAGUAAGUCUGUCUACUGCAGCAGCUAAUUUUGCUGGAAGUUAAUGACUAGGGGUGUCACUUUAAGCAGUAAACUCCUAACACCUGGAAUGGGUACAGACUGUUACAUACAAUAGAGAAGUGAUGUAAACUUGAUCACAUGUCAACAUCUCAGGACUUUCCACUGCAGGUACUUAUAAAAAUGAACUGCUGCCCCCCAACAAAGUUGAUGUUUUUUUGUUUAUAUCAGCAAGUAUAAACUUGCUGCAACUGUUUAUAUACUUUUAAAAAUGGUAUUCUACCGGAUCUUAAACAAACCCUGAACCACAGAGUUUUAGUUACUGAAGGCUGUCUGGAUUUAAAUUUACAUGCCUGACAUAAGCAAUAAACAGUGUUGUAUCAUUUACAUUAUUAAUGCAAAGAAAUUAUCCUUAAAUGUGUGUAAUGUGUAAUGUACUAGUGACAUGAACAUAAACAUUUUAUAUUCUUAUGACCUAGGAUAAAUAUAUUUUAUAAUUGCAUAUUUAAUCUUUUUGUAGUUCACUGUACUUUUAAAAGCUCAGUUUGUACAAAUUUCUGAUCAAAAAGAAAUUGAUUUUGAAAUUAAAUGUAAUUAUAAUUUGUGCAUGAAAAUAAUAGUGCAACCAUUCCCCAUAUUUUGACUCUCAAAUUUAUGAUGUGAGCAGCUAGGGGUCUGAUGAAGCACUUACCUAUUUCUACUCUGUUAAUUUGCAUUCCUUAUUUAUUUUUUUGUAGUUGUCAUUAUUUAAGUAAGGCUUGGAAAAUUUUUUUAAGGCUUUUGAGAACUUAGCCCCCCCUGAAAAGCAUAUUGUAAAGUUGAUUAAUGUAUUCAGACUUCAACUGGUAUUUGAAGGCCGACAUUGUUAAAGUUCUGACAUUCCAUUAAAUGUGAAACAUUG